Molecule: messenger RNA, 3207 nt
Organism: Triticum dicoccoides
Lineage: Eukaryota; Viridiplantae; Streptophyta; Magnoliopsida; Poales; Poaceae
Product: MDIS1-interacting receptor like kinase 2-like
Exons: 2
Coding region: 1-3207 (1068 amino acids)
Biological process (GO): protein phosphorylation
Molecular function (GO): ATP binding; protein binding; protein kinase activity
Source: RefSeq, a predicted model, not a curated record
AUGGAGAACUCCCCUCUCCUACGCUUCAUCUCACUCACUGUCCCACUAGCCACGUUUCUCCAGGCAAUGGCAGUGCCGUCCCUCCAAGAACAAGCAGGAGCUCUUCUUGCCUGGAAAGGCACACUAGAAAGCUACCCUGCCCAGCUUCAAUCUUGGGGAAUGGGAAACAACACUACAUGGCCCUGCAGCUGGUAUGGCAUCGAGUGCAGCAAGCAUCAAGCAAGCCACCAAGAGGUGAUCACCAAGAUCUCUCUACGUGGGCUGCGGCUGAGAGGGGAGCUCGACGCCCUCAACUUCACGGCGUUGGCGACCCUGACGAGCAUCCAACUCUCGCACAACAGGCUCACCGGGAGAAUCCCUCCAGGCAUUGUGUCACUCACAGAGCUCCGGUUCCUGCUUCUUCGACGCAAUCAGAUAAGGGGCCCUUUAUCACCUGCUUUAGCAUCCUUGAAAAAACUACGGUGCUUAAUGCUCCAGCAGAAUGAACUCUCUGGUGAAAUACCAACGCAAAUAGGAGAACUAGAGAAUCUUGUUUCGCUUAACUUAUCUGACAAUCACUUGUAUGGUCCCAUCCCUAGUGAACUAGGCUACCUAAAGAAGCUUGCCAGGUUAGAUUUUCUCAACAACGACCUCACAGGCCCCAUUCCAAGAAAUUUAGGGAAUCUCACUAAACUCACCAUCUUGUAUAUUGGUGGAAAUUAUUUAUCUGGAUAUCUUCCUCGAGAACUAGGUUACCUGGUGAAUUUACGAGAGCUGUCCCUUAAUGUAAAUGAACUCGUGGGUUCCAUCCCUGAUACCCUCGGGAGUCUAAUUAACCUCACUGGCUUGUAUCUCUGGGAUAACGGACUUUUUGGGCAUAUUCCCCCAGAACUAGGUUACCUGGUGAAUUUAGAAGAGUUAGAUCUUAGCAGCAACAAACUCAUUGGUUCCAUACCUAAUACCUUUGGGAGUUUGGUGAAACUCACUGGCUUGCGUCUAAGGGAUAACCAACUUUCUGGAUUUGUUCCUCGAGAACUAGGUUACCUGGUGAAACUAGAAGAUUUGUAUAUUAACAAUAACAUAAUCAUGGGAUCCAUCCCGGAUACUUUUGGAAAUUUGACUAAGCUCACUACCUUGCAACUCAAUGACAAUCAAUUGUUUGGGCAUGUUCCUCAAGAAAUCGGCAACUUAACGAAUCUUGAGAAACUCGAGUUCUCCAAUAACUACCUCUCUGGUCCUCUGCCACACAAUUUGUGCAUCAGUGGUCGGCUCAAGAAUUUAACUGCAGAAAAUAACUACCUGAAUGGACCUUUGCCAUCAAGCUUGUUAAGCUGUCGAAGCCUAGUCAGAGUUCGUCUUGAAAUGAAUCAACUAGAAGGAGAUAUUUCUGAGAUGGGAUGUCAUCCAAAUCUAGUGUACAUAGAUAUGAGAUCAAAUAAACUAUUUGGUCAAUUAUCUUAUAAAUGGGGGGAGUGUUGUAAACUUGACAUGCUAAGUAUCUCAAACAACAACAUCACGGGUAAAAUACCCGCAAGUAUGGGGCAAAUGUUUCAACUAAAGAAACUUGAUCUUUCAUCAAACAAGCUUGAAGGAGAGAUUCCAAGUGAACUGGGAAAACUUAAAAAGUUAUUCCACCUGAGCCUCGCAGAUAAUUCACUCCAUGGAAGCAUACCACAAGAAAUUUGGUCCCUGUCUAGUCUGGAGUUUUUGGAUUUUUCGUCAAAUUACCUAAGUGGUUUGGUAGAAGGAUCAAUUGAGAAUUGUUUGAUGCUUCGCUCAUUUAAUUUGAGACACAAUAACUUCAAAGGAAGCAUUCCUACUGUUCUGGGGGUAUUGCAAUACUUACAAGACAAAUUGGAUUUAAGUGAUAAUUCAUUUGUUGGGGCAAUACCAAGCCAACUUAGUGGCCUGACCAUGCUAGAAACUUUGAAUCUUUCAAACAAUGCACUUACUGGUUUGAUCCCAUCAUCAUUUAAGAGAAUGGAAAGCUUGACAUUGAUUGAUUUAUCUUAUAAUGAAUUAGAAGGGCCAGUACCAGAGAGUAAGCUCUUCCGAGGAGCUCCAAUCCAAUGGUUCAUGCAUAAUAAGAUGAUAUGUGGUGUUGUGAAAGGAUUGCCCCUUUGUAGUAGUGCACCUCAGAAUGGAGGGAAAAUGAAAGGAUACAAAACAAUUGCACUAAUCAUGGUUACUACUACGAUAUGUCUUGUUCUUGUUGUAUCUAUAUUGGUGUUCCGACAUGGGAGGAAAAAAUCAAAGUCAAUUGUCAGUUCUAGAGUUACACAAGAAAACAUAUUCUCUAUUUGGAGUUUUGAUGGGGCAAAUGUGUUCAAGCAAAUUGUGGAAGCAACCAACAAUUUUAGUGAGACACAUUGCAUAGGAACCGGGGGAUAUGGAUCUGUCUACAAAGCUAGAGUUUCAACAUGUGAAAUAUUUGCGGUGAAGAAGAUACAUACGACACAAGAUGACUGUUGUGUGAACGAGGCAAUGUUCAAUUCUGAAAUAGAGGCAUUGGUGCGGAUUCGACAUCGAAACAUCGUCAAACUAUUUGGGUAUUGUUCCUCUAGAAAAGAAAGGUUCCUUAUCUAUGAAUAUAUGGAGAGAGGAGACCUAGCAGAAAUAUUGAGAUCCAAUGCAAGAGCAAUCGAGUUAGACUGGAGAAGGCGGAUACAUAUUGUACUGGACGUGAUUCAUGCUUUGGCAUACAUGCAUCAUGAUUGUUCAUCACCAAUAGUCCAUAGAGAUAUAACGAGUAACAACAUUUUGCUUGAUCUGGAAUUUCGAGCUUGCAUUUCGGACUUCGGUACUGCUAAAAUUCUCGAUAUUGAUGGCCAAAAUAUCACAAGGCUUGCGGGGACAAAAGGCUAUCUUGCACCAGAGCUAGCAUAUACAGAGAAUGUGACGGAGAAAUGUGAUCUAUAUAGCUUCGGAGUGCUUGUUUUGGAGUUAUUUGCGGGAUGCCAUCCAGGCGAUUUGCUCUCAUCCUUCUCGUUGAGAAGCAAAAAUAAUGAUGUUUACCUAAAGGAUCUGCUGGACUUGAGGCUCGUGCUACCAGAUGCCGCAACCACUAGAGAAAUAUACUCCAUGCUUAGUGUUGCAGUUCAAUGCCUUGAGCCGAGUCCAUCACGCAGACCAACGGCAUGGCAUGCCCGUGAUGAGUUAUCAACGAUUAAAGCAUGUGCAAAUCAUAUUGAUUUUAUACAUGCUAGGCUUACCAUUCCUACACAGUAG